Penaeus chinensis is the source of this 2925-nucleotide messenger RNA. Its product is annotated as prostaglandin E2 receptor EP4 subtype-like. Lineage: Eukaryota; Metazoa; Arthropoda; Malacostraca; Decapoda; Penaeidae. Gene Ontology annotation, biological process: adenylate cyclase-activating G protein-coupled receptor signaling pathway; inflammatory response; positive regulation of cytosolic calcium ion concentration. The transcript is spliced from 6 exons. Gene Ontology annotation, cellular component: plasma membrane. The record is from RefSeq and is a predicted model, not a curated record. Gene Ontology annotation, molecular function: G protein-coupled receptor activity. The coding region runs from base 75 to 1481 and encodes 468 amino acids.
AACCCCUCCUCCCCCCUCCCCCCCUAUCUCCUCCCUACAGAGUUCUCCUCCUCUCCAUCUUCGUGUUCUGCAUCAUGUUCUCCCUCCUGCCGCUGUUCAACAUCGGCCAGCUGUUCUUGCAGCACCCUGGGACCUGGUGCUUCCCCAACCUUCACCUGUGCCCGACGACCCCUCUGAGGCACCGGUUCUUCACGACGACUAUGGGAGUCAUCAACAUAUCUAAUCUCGUGGUCAUCGUUGUCUGUAAUGUGCUCGUUGUGGGAAACCUCCUGAAGAUGCGGGUGAGUCGCCACCUUCCUUCGGACCACCACAGGAACAACUUCAGGUUCAGGGGCGGCUGGGACCACGAACUUCAGAUGGUUCUUGUGCUCUUGGCCAUCACCUGCGUGGCGAUCGUGUCGUGGGGGCCGCUUGAUACCAUCCUGAUAACCAACCAGUUCUGGCCGCCGCACGUGAAGCCCGAGGAUCAUAUGGGCGAGUUGCAGGCCGUUCGACUCGCCUCCGUCAACCAGAUCGCGGACCCCUGGAUCUACAUCAUCGUGCGGGUGUUCUUCAAGUCACGCGCCGUCAAGUGCUGCCGGCGCGCUUUCCUCGGCCGCGGCUUCUCCCGUCGGGGCGAAGGCAGCUUCCACAUGCCCUCUCUCCUGCAGGGAAGGAAGGUCUCGCGCACCAACACUCCUCCCAAGGACUCCCUCGCCAACGGGAAGAAAGAGGGCCCGCCCCCCGAGGACGCCGCCCCCGCCGCCCCUCAGCCUCCCAAGAGCAUCCCCGCCCACAAGUCCUCCUACUACAGCGACUCCGGCACCGGCUCCUACUCGGGCGUGGACGUUCCGUUGGUCGCGGGCGUGGAGGUGCCCUUAGUCGACGGGGUGGAGGCGCAGGCACUGUCGCAGGACGCCCUCCUACGCCCGGGCUCCAAGGGCGGCUCCCUCCACCAGACCCUGAGCAAGAGCCUGUCCGUAGUGAUACCCAUCCCGCUCUUCACCUCCGAGCAGUACCGCGUGGCUGCCUGUGGGCGUGGCGAGUGUGGGGGCGGACACUACUGCCUGGUGGGCGGCGACCAUCACCUCGACUGCUUCUCUCGUCCCGUGCAGAGGUUCAGCUCGUCUGCUUCUGCUUGCGAGCGUAGCAGGUCGCCCUUCAUUACAGUCAGCGACUGUGAAGACACGGGCGUCUUCCGCAGCAAGUCCUGGAGCUGCCAUACGCACCAGGAUCCGCAGCCGCAGUACCGCACUCAGAGCACCCAGACUCUCACCUGCGGCUACCCCUGCGCCGACGAUGCCCAAGGUGCUCCUCAGCCCCCGACGCACCUCAAGGCCAGCCACCAACCCGUCAGCUGCGAGACGCCCUUGCUGACAGGAACCGCGCCUCAGGACCACCUCUUCGUCGCUGACUGUGGUCGGGGGAAGCUCGAAGCUCAGCAACAGCAGGCGACUCCGAGCAAAGCUGACUUUCCGAAACAGUUCGAAUCAAAGGGUUGACUUCUGAGCUUUUGAAACUGUCUAGGUGUCCAAGUGCGUUCGAUUUUCCCUCAAUUUAGUCUCGUAUAGAGCUACAUUUUUUGGAAUCCUUUGUGUCUGUGCUAAAAAAAACAAACAAACAAAAAAAAAAAAACUGUUGGUGUUUCAUAAACAGUAGAAUUUAAGGCUCUGGUGCUGUGUUUAACACGUUGAUUUCCUUCAUUGAUUGUGAUAAGGAGACUUCGUGUAAGUUUACCUACGUGUUAUAGACAUGAAGAAACACGAUACUUCAAGGAUCUCUUUUUGAUUUUUAAAAGAGAAUUCUAUUGCAAGACGAGUGAAUGAAAAUGAUUUUUAUUUUGAUUCCGUCUUUUAUGGUAACUACAUUCUAUAGUGUUCGUAGCAAACUCUCUAGUCAUAUGCAUUAUUAUUUUUCUAUAGCUUUUUAUAUCAACAAAUUAAUUUUGUAAUGGAUAAUGGAUAUUUUAUAAACACUUAAAUGUGUAGAUACUUAACAUAAAGCUAAUAUUGUAUGCAUGAUUUAAGCUUAAACCACUAAGCAUAUAUUUCUUGUUGUUGACUGUGGUUAUCAGGGAAACAACACGGUCAUAACUCCUCAAGAGAAUGUUUUAAAUGUAUAUAAGUUUAUAUAUAUAUAUAUAUGUGUGUGUGUGUGUGUGUGUGUGUGUGUGUGUGUGUGUGUGUGUGUGUGUGUGUGUGUGUGUGUGUGUAUGUGUAUGUGUGUGUGUGUAUGUGUGUGUAUGUGUGUGUGUGUGUGUGUGUGUGUGUGUGUGUGUGUGUGUGUGUGUGUGUGUGUGUGUAUGUAUGUCUGUACUCCUCAUUUGAGACUGUGUUGUUAGUUGGCAGCAAAUUCAUAUUUAGAUUAUAUUCCCAAUCAUGAAACAAUUCUACAAAUGUACAUAAUCCUAAACUUGAAAGACAGACGAUCAAAGUUCCUUCGCCUUGCCACAGAGACGCAAAAGGAGGAAACAAAAUGGAUGAAAAGUUCCCUAAAUACCUUUUGCAGAAUUUCCAAAGAAUUUUCAAACCCGCCCCGAUGAGGAGAAAUGAUGGCAAACCUCUCGUACAAAUUAUUAAAUUAUUAUUAUUAAAUGUUCUGUAAUAUGAUAUCAAUAUUACCUGAGAUGAAAGACACAAUCCUUCUGCCAGAUGCAACAAUUCUUUUAUAAAGAACUGACAAUUGGAAACUAUUUAUUUUAUUUGUUCUCCUUAUUUUUUGUUUGUUUAUGUUUUCUCAUCAGUGAUUAUUGUUUUAGGAAUUCGGGUAUAUAUUAGGUAAUUCAAGAUCAUUUCUAUGUGCCCCAAGAUGUAUAUGAUUAAUGUUUGUUGUAUCAUACGAAUUGUAAUAUAUCUAGAUCUGUUUGUCGCUCUCUCUCUCUCUCUCUCUCUCUCUCUCUCUCUCUCUCUCUCUCUCUCUCUCUCUCUCUCUCUCUCUCUCUCUCUC